GAUACGCCGGUAUAGACAAUGAGGCCCACACCAUCUACCAUUAAUGACGCGAUGUCUGGUUGUAGGCGGGCCAGCUUCAGCACUGCCUUGAAACUCGAAGCCUGGCGCAAUCGAUUUCCCAGCGCCAAAGACGAGCGCUCAGCAGGGCCUCAAUAUCCAGUAAUUCUCGAACAGGGGUGAACUUUGAUAAUUAUAGUAGUGAGUCGGCGGCUAGAGGUUUGGUCUAGCGUGAAAUGAGAGGUUCUCAGAAGCCUGUUACGCAAUAUAUAAGUGAGCGUUUCCAACGGGAUGAUCAGGAGUUCCAUGCAGAUUCAACCCAUUCAGUGACAAUUCACCUCUCCAAAGAAAAGCCCGCGCCUUGAUAGACCAAGGCAGACAUUCUGUCUUCGAAGAAGUUUUGAUAGAUCCAUACCUCAAGAUGAACGCCCUCAAACGCAAAGUCCGGUCACUUAUCGAUUCCGCUAUGACAACUGCGUCCGGCCCGAAACGCCUACUGAAUUUCGACCCCAGUACUCCUGGUCGUCGUGUGUGGCCAGCGGACAAUCCUAGGAAGAAUGCAGAGUGGGAGAUUAGGUUAGAUGCGGGAGAGCCUAAGCAGGAUAACCCCGACCUGGUCGCUGUAAACCUUCAGAUCAAUAGGGAGGCAAAGAAUAGUGGUCUCAAGAGAUUACUCAAAACGAACGGGUCUCACCACACGUACGCUACGGCGUGGGUCAACGUCAAAGAGGACCCAACGCAGCAGGCAGCGGACAAACUUGCCGACGACUUGGUUGACGAUAUCGAGGGAAACAACUGAGGUAUACGAUAUGUUCCCAAUAGGUGUGAUUUUGUAUAUCUGAAUUUUGGCUGCCAGGCCACAUUCGCCGGACUUUCGACCCUGCGUUCUGUUGUAGAUUGAAUAUUUCCUGAUCCGUAAUCAUAUAAUCCACAUGCCUAGGAGGGAGAGUUUGAGCUCUAUAGUUAAGUCUUGCCCUGUUUGU
This is a messenger RNA of Aspergillus steynii IBT 23096, 980 nucleotides long. RefSeq lists its product as uncharacterized. The coding region runs from base 419 to 796 and encodes 125 amino acids. NCBI's taxonomy places the organism in Eukaryota, Fungi, Ascomycota, Eurotiomycetes, Eurotiales, Aspergillaceae. The record is from RefSeq and is a predicted model, not a curated record. The transcript is spliced from 2 exons.